This is a messenger RNA of Carya illinoinensis, 1606 nucleotides long. RefSeq names its product kelch repeat-containing protein At3g27220. The coding region runs from base 98 to 1399 and encodes 433 amino acids. The transcript is spliced from 7 exons. Gene Ontology annotation, molecular function: protein binding. NCBI's taxonomy places the organism in Eukaryota, Viridiplantae, Streptophyta, Magnoliopsida, Fagales, Juglandaceae. The record is from RefSeq and is a predicted model, not a curated record.
UACACAUCCCGUCCCUUCGCCUUCGGGGGAUAUCCGGUAUAAUUCAUAAAUACUCUGCUUUACUUCACUGCAUUUCUCUCCGCGUUGAAAUGAGAUAAUGGUUAGGCCCUCGGGCUCGGGAAAGCUUGGAUCCGCGAAGCUUGUGCUCGUCUGCGUGGGGCUAUUAGGAUUUGCGCUCGUCGCAGAUUUUCUCUGGGCUUCCUCUUCACGCUUCGCUUCUUCUUUUUCCUCCUCCAUCCCUUCCGAUUGGGCUUCUUCUCAUGAUAGCUCGCAAAACACCCUAAUUUUUCCCAGAAAGGAUGAACCGAAGGAUUCCUCGAAAUUGGGAGCAGCUGUUGUUAAGAGUAAGGAUGCUGGCUCUGGGAGAGUCUUAUCAGCAACUUUUGCUGAUUUACCUGCACCCGGAUUAAACUGGGAAAAGAUGGCAGCUGCACCGGUGCCUCGUCUAGAUGGGGCUGCGAUACAGAUUAAGAAUCUUCUAUAUGUUUUUGCAGGAUACGGCACAAUUGACUCUGUACAUUCGCAUGUUGAUAUAUACAAUUUUAUCGACAAUACAUGGGGAGGAAGAUUUGAUAUGCCAAAAAAGAUGGCACACUCACAUUUAGGAAUGGCAACAGAUGGCAGAUACAUUUACAUAGUCUCAGGACAAUAUGGUCCGCAGUGCAGAGGGCCUACUGCCAGUACAUUUGUACUUGAUACCGAGACAAAGCAAUGGAGGGACCUGCCCCCUUUACCAGUCCCUAGGUAUGCACCAGCAACUCAACUUUGGAGAGGUAGACUUCAUGUGAUGGGUGGCAGCAAGGAGAACCGACACACUCCUGCAUUAGAGCAUUGGAGUCUUGCUGUAAAGGAUGGUGAAGCUUUAGAAAAAGAGUGGAGGACUGAAAUACCCAUUCCCCGUGGAGGACCUCAUAGGGCUUGUAGUGUGGUUGAAGAUCGGCUUUAUGUUUUUGGUGGUCAAGAGGGUGAUUUUAUGGCAAAACCUGGAUCACCAAUUUUCAAAUGUUCACGUAGGAAUGAGGUGGUUUAUGGUGAUGUUUACAUGCUAGAUGAUGAGAUGAAAUGGAAAGAGUUACCUCCAUUGCCAAAGCCAGAUUCCCAUAUUGAAUUUGCUUGGGUUGUCGUUAACAAUUCCAUCGUUAUCGUGGGGGGCACAACAGAUAAACACCCCGUUACCAAGAAAAUGGUUUUAAAUGGAGAAGUAUUCCAGUUUAACUUGGACACACUGAAGUGGUCAGUUAUUGGAAAACUUCCAUACCGUGUGAAAACCACUCUAGUUGGAUAUUGGAAUGGAUGGUUGUACUUCACAUCAGGACAGCGGGACAAAGGACCAGACGAUCCAGCACCUAAGAAGGUACUUGGAGACGUGUGGAGAACCAAAUUGAAAUUAAGCUUGUGAUCAAAUUCACUAUUUUUGAUUCUUUGCUGGGAUAUUAUCCCGCUGAUGUCUUGUAACCUUAUCAAAUGUGUUCUGUAUUCUUUUCUUGAUGUAAUUUCUUAGGCAUGGUCAUUGAAAUUCUUUCCUGUGGGAACAUUGACAUAUAGAAUGUUGCACGACUUUGAAUGAAGAAAUGGUUGAUGAAUUUCAUCAUCCCCGGUUACAUAA